CGGACUCCGGAAGGUGUGCCGUCGCGUCCCGGCUCGUCCCCCUCUGCCUCUCCCCCGCGGAAAAGUGAAAGUGUCUGCCAGCCGAGGUCGCGCAUUGGGGGGGCGGGGCCGGCGCGGACCUGGGAGCGGGCGCCGGGUGUUCCAGGGGCCAUGGAUGGGCUCGGCCGCCGCCUCCGAGCCAGCCUGAGACUGAAGCGCGGCCGUGGGGGACCUCCCCAGGAUAAUCUGGGGGAAGUUGUAAAGGAACCAGAAAGGGCCCAGGAGCACUGUCUACCCAACUUUGCUGGAGGGCAGCACUUCUUUGAAUACCUCCUCGUGGUUUCUCUCAAAAAAAAGCCUUCGGGGGAUGAUUAUGAGCCCACAAUCACCUACCAGUUCCCCAAGGAAGCCAGGAGGUCUCUGGGCCUUUCUGCACUCAGCAUGGUCCUGGCCCCCUUCCUGACUAUGUCUUGUCUGCUCUUCCUCAGGGAGACCUUCUCGUUCGUUCUGACCAACGUGGAUGGCAGCAGGAAGAUUGGAUACUGCAGGCGCCUCUUGCCCGCCGGCCGUGGUCCUCGCCUCCCCAGGGUGUACUGCAUCAUCAGCGGCAUUGGCUGCUUCGGCUUGUUCUCCAAGAUCCUGGAUGAAGUGGAAAAGAGGCAUCAGAUCUCCAUGGCAGUCAUCUACCCAUUCAUGCAGGGCCUCCGAGAGGCAGCCUUCCCUGCUCCUGGGAAGACCGUCACCCUCAAGAGCUUCAUCCCCGACUCAGGCACUGAGUUCAUUUCGCUGACGCGGCCCCUUGACUCCCACCUAGAGCACGUGGAUUUUAGUUCUCUGUUGCGCUGUCUCAGUUUUGAGCAGAUUCUUCAGAUCUUUGCCUCUGCAGUGCUGGAGAGAAGAAUCAUCUUCCUGGCAGAAGGUCUCAGCACACUGUCUCAGUGCAUCCAUGCUGCUGCGGCGCUGCUCUACCCCUUCAGCUGGGCCCACACCUACAUCCCUGUUGUCCCCGAGAGCCUUCUGGCCACUGUCUGCUGCCCCACUCCCUUCAUGGUUGGAGUCCAAAUGCGCUUUCGGCAGGAGGUUAUGGAGAGCCCCAUGGAAGAGGUCCUGUUGGUGAAUCUUUGUGAAGGAACCUUCUUAAUGUCAGUUGGUGAUGAAAAAGACAUCCUACCACCCAAGCUUCAGGAGGACAUCUUAGAAUCUCUUGGUCAGGAGAUCAAGGGGUCACAGACUUCUGAACAAAUCAAUGAGCAUGUUUCAGGCCCUUUUGUGCAGUUCUUUGUCAAGACUGUGGGCCACUACGCUUCCUACAUCAAGCGGGAAGCAAAUGGGCAAGGCCACUUCCAAGAACGGGCCUUCUAUAAGGCUCUGACCUCCAAGGCCAACCGCCGAUUUGUGAAGAAGUUUGUGAAGACACAGCUCUUUUCCCUUUUCAUCCAGGAAGCUGAGAAGAGCAAGAACCCUCCUGCAGGCUAUUUCCAACAGAAAAUACUUGAAUACGAGGAACGGAAGAAACAGAAGAAACCAAAGGAAAAGACUUUGAAAUAAGAGCUGUGGCGAACAGCAGUGACUAGACCUAUAGGCCAGUUGUGGACUUUGGCCCCUGCCAGCAUGGUAGGAUGUGAAGCUCUCAGCCCCCAGAAUCCACAGCCUUCUUCCGAGUCCUGGUAACCAGGUCUUGCUUCAAGUUGGUGUCCUGAGUUUGGGAUCCCUGGAAUCAGCUUUCUCAAGACUUUGGAAGGCUCUGACCUCUGUGCUCACAGAGCUGGGCACAAAGCUGCCUUUCCUGCAGAGGUGACACCGGGCAGGAGACAGUAGUAGAGGUGUUGUAGAGUCUUACAAGUUGCUGUAACUGCCCUCUUCCAGGAGCCGCUUACAAAACCCUCAACAGAGAAAGCAGUUGUGGCCCAAAGGCUCAGUUUCUCCACAUAAAAGAAGAGGUCUGGGGACAUGUGAGGAUAAGAAUAAAGAUGAAAAUCUUCUUGUUCUUUAAA
Delphinapterus leucas (beluga whale) is the source of this 1973-nucleotide messenger RNA. The record is from RefSeq and is a predicted model, not a curated record. Lineage: Eukaryota; Metazoa; Chordata; Mammalia; Artiodactyla; Monodontidae.